AUGACGACAACUGCAAACUUCACCGGUCAUGAAAAGCAGACCACACUGAGUAAUCCUUUAGUGCCAUACUGUUCCCCAGAAUUAGCUGAAGGUAUACAACAUCCGCUUGUAUGUCUUAUUGUGCUGAACAUUUUCCUGUCCAUCUGUGCGUUUCUUGGGAACUCAUUAAUCCUAGUUGCGCUUCACAAGAAAUCAUCCCUUCACACGCCGUCUAAACUUUUUCUCCGUUGCCUGUCAGCAUCUGACCUCUGCGUUGGGCUCAUUGCGGAACCAGCCAUUGUUGUGUAUUGGACUUCACUGCUUUUUAGGGCGAACGCGACCUGUCGAUACUCAGCUCUCAUCAGCCACAUCACAGGCUACAUAUUGGGCUCAGUGUCUCUGCUAACACUUACGGCAAUAAGCAUCGAUAGGCGCUUAGCACUGAUGUUGGGGCUCAAAUACAGACAGAUUGUAACUUUGAAGCGAGCAUGCAUGACCGUGAUCGCUGUGUGGCUUCUUUCCAUUGUCGGCACCACACUUUUUUUUGUGAAUUUUUUCAUAACACAGUGGUAUGCUAAUAUUAUAAUAUUAUCGUGCCUGGUAACUUCUAUUUACGCUUAUACCACUAUUUUUCGUUUUCUUCGCUCUCAUGCAUUUAAAGUAAAAAAAACUGCCUACCAAGGACAACCGAGCCAAAACCUUCAGCCGCUUAACCUUGCGCAAUACAAAAAGUCGGUCAAAACUGCGCUGUGUGUACAGUUAACUUUAGUAGUCUGUUAUCUUCCAUAUGCUGCAGCACACGCUUUGCCUAAAAGACCACAUGAACUAUCUCAGUCUCUGUAUCUUUUAAGGGCGAUGGCGCUGACUUUAGUUGAUCUAAAUUCGACUCUGAACCCAAUUCUUUAUUACUGGAGGAUCGGAGAAGUAAGACGAUCAGUGAAGGAAAGUCUUAGAAGAUUGGCCUGUUCUAGUUAAUUAACAGGGAUUCAAGGUGCUAACCUCAACACACCCGAAGAUGUCAAAGAUUUGGACAAUUUUUCUUGGAAAAAAGAAAAGGUAAUUUUUAUUCUGAGGUACACAUCUGAUGGUCUUCAAAUAAAACCCAAGCGUGCUCAUCAAAGUGCCAGUUUGUACUGUGCGAAACGUCAAGGUUCAUUAUCGAAAAAGGAGUUAAGGAGUUUUAAUCAAGCAGAAGCAAAAGAUAUUUGAGUAUGCAACUCCAAGCUAAAAUAAAACAGAAUAGAAUCUCGUUGUGAGGGCUUCAUUUGCCCUCAAUAACUUAUAACUGAAAAAGUAAAACCGAAGACUGUCAGUUAAGUCAGGAAAAAUAGUCAAAAUGGCGCGCUAGACACAUUUCAGUAUUUUUAGUUACAAAGCUCCAACAAAAGUUAUACAGAGAGCAUUUAUUUCAAUAGUCUCUACACAUAAGUGGCAAAAAGAUAGAGAUAGUUAUAAGAACAGUGAUCUUGUCGGUUGUUAGUUCGCG
Messenger RNA from Porites lobata, 1465 nucleotides. The record is from the annotation of a GenBank genome assembly. NCBI's taxonomy places the organism in Eukaryota, Metazoa, Cnidaria, Anthozoa, Scleractinia, Poritidae.